This is a messenger RNA of Eruca vesicaria subsp. sativa (arugula), 1281 nucleotides long. The record is from the annotation of a GenBank genome assembly. Lineage: Eukaryota; Viridiplantae; Streptophyta; Magnoliopsida; Brassicales; Brassicaceae.
AUGGAUUUCUUUGCUAGGGUUGUGGAAGUACUCAUCACCAAAGCCGCCAUGAAAGAUUCACAAAAAUCGUCUCUCUCACGGCGUAGACGUGGCCUAAAACAUGUCCGAAACUGCACAACAACAACCAUUCCUUUCGAUCUCAUCAUCAAGAUACUCUCUCUACUUCCUGCGAAAUCUCUCUUCCGAUUCCAAUCCGUGUCGAAGCUGUGUUUCUCUACCAUCCGCAGCAAAAGUUUUGUCGACUCGUUCCUGACUAGGUCAAAGACUCGUCCUCGUCUCUUUUUACACUUCCAGCACUCUGCAUCCAAAAAGUGUUUCAUCUUCUCGGCUCCUGAACAAAACCACAACAAAUCAUCCACAGUCAUGGCCAGAUACGAGAUGCCGCUCGUGGAACCCGGCUACUACUUGAACUCUGGUUCUGUCAACGGUUUUGUCUGCUUCAGAGGUGACGAUUUUUGUAAUACUAUCAUUGUUUAUAAUCCCACAACUAGACAAAUGGUGAAACUCCCUGACGUUACACCCAAUGGAAGACACAUGCACGCAUGUCUUGGGUACGAUCCAGUUGAAGAUCAAUACAAGGUGUUGUGUGUGAUGAUGAUGUUGGGCUCUGAAAGACAAGAUACGCAUCAUGAGCAUUUUGUUUGCACUGUGAGUUCAUCUCAGAUUAAAGAGUGGAGAAAGAUCGAGAACCCGACCGGAUAUAAUUACGACAAUGUCUAUGGAGAGACAUGCAUUGAUGGUGCUCUAUACUAUGGAGUUGGAGAGUCAAGAUUAGUUAGGUUCGAUGUAAGAUCUGAGAAGAUUUUGUUUAUCAAAACACCCAAGAAGUCAUAUAUAUCUACCACAUACGAUUCCACUCUUAUAAAUUACAAGGGAAAAUUGGGUGGUGUAGAUUAUUCUUGCGCAGAAUAUUCGAUGACAUUGUGGGUUCUUGAGGAUGCGGAGAAACAGGAAUGGUCGAGCAUGAAGUAUGAUUUAUCUUCUCGGUGGGAAUAUUUAUUUAAGGGCCACGUAGUGUCUGAAGGAGUGAUCCAUACGGAGUAUAAGAAAAGUCAAGAUCAGAGGACUGAAAGAUGGUCAUUUCAGACGCACCCAUGGGUUUCAGGAGAUGUUGUUAUGUUAUCCAGAAGAUGUGACUACGUAUCGAUCGGCCACAACGAAAUUCUAGCACAUCCACUACAUCAGGUUUUAGGGCUAAGAGACUUCGGCUCUGGACCUCUGGCGAUAAUGGGGAUUGAGCGGGACACAAAUGCUUCAGUGCAGUGCAGAGCCGAUCCAUAA